Molecule: messenger RNA, 2509 nt
Organism: Camellia sinensis
Lineage: Eukaryota; Viridiplantae; Streptophyta; Magnoliopsida; Ericales; Theaceae
Product: Protein kinase superfamily protein
Biological process (GO): protein phosphorylation
Molecular function (GO): protein kinase activity; ATP binding
Source: RefSeq, a predicted model, not a curated record
GACUAAUCAGUUGUUCACUUGCAAUAGUAAAAGCCAUUUUAUGCUUCUUAAACAAGAAUAUUUGAAUGUCAGCCAAAGUGGCCUGACGCCUCAAUCAUUCCCUUGCUCCUCUACAUAUAUUCUUUAAGCUGAGUUUCUUUGCCUCCAUUGCUUACAACAAUCAGAAAAAUAAGAAAAACAAAAACCAUUUUUUCACCCUCGGAUUUUAAUUUUGCUACCAAAAUCAUACUAAGGAAUGGCACUUGUAGCCCCUGCCAAAAUACUCAUAGGCAUCUCUUUGAAUCAAGAUGAUAGCAAAGAGCUUCUCUCAUGGGCAAUCAACACACUAGCUCAUCCAAAUGACACCGUUGUCGCGCUACAUGUUCUUGUAGAGGAUAAGAGGAAGAAGUACGAGUCGAUUGUGAAUAGUCGAACACAGUAUCGUCGCGCAAAAGCCUUUGUUAUAUCUGUGAUGGGUGAAUUUGCAAGAAUCUGUCAGUGUAAGCAGGUGAACUUGGAGGCUAGAGUUGGGUUCAGCUCCAGUAUUGGAAGAGGUUUAAUUGAGGAAGCAAAAACCAUGUCAGCAGAGUUUCUUCUCAUUGGUUGCUCGAGAAACAGAUCCAAUAGAAUUUCACGCGAAAACAUGAGGCAUUGUUUUGAGCAUGCCCCGGAAGGCUGUUCAGUGGUCUCACUUGGGAAACAUGUCCUCUCGCGACAAAAUUCAGAUUCAAAUUUUGAGCAAAAUGAAGUCGAAAACCAUAGACACUUGGAAGCUAAGAGCGAAAAGGCUUCUCCAAGAGCAGUGAUAGACCUAAGCGAUGGAGAAUCGAACAACACAGAAGAAGACAGCUCAAGUACCGGGGAUUCGAGCAUGACAGAGUCCCCUCCUCUGUCUCUUGGGUUGAAAAAUGAAUUAAGUUUUCGAAAACCAUUAUCGCCAUUUCAACGCAUUUCCUCUUUCCUCCGCUCAUCGUUUGAUUUCAAUGGAAAAAAUAGAAAUGAAGUAACUUCCAAUAAAGAAAAGCAGCAACCUCUAUUGAGGUGCUUUAGCUAUGAAGAGAUUGCAAAUGCCACAAAUAAUUUUCACCCAGAUAAUGUGGUAGGUCGAGGAGGGUAUUCGGAGGUGUACAGAGGCGACCUUGGCGAUGGACAUACCAUAGCAGUAAAGAGGCUAGCGAAAAACAAUACCAAUGAAAACAAGGAAAAAGAGUUCCUCAUGGAAUUAGGUGUAAUAGGACAUGUCAACCAUCCUAAUACCGCGACCUUAGUUGGAUGUUGCAUUGAAAAUGGACUCCACUUGAUCUUCCACUUCUCUCCAAAUGGAACUUUAGCUUCUGCAUUACAUGGAAACUUGGACAAGUCACUUGAAUGGCCGGUUAGAUAUAAAAUAGCAGUUGGGAUUGCAAGGGGUUUGCAUUAUCUUCACAAGUGCUGCAAACACCGGAUAAUACACCGUGACAUAAAAGCCUCUAAUGUGCUUCUAGGGGCAGAUUAUGAACCACAGAUUUCGGAUUUUGGACUUGCGAAAUGGCUGCCUAAUAAAUGGACUCACCACGCUGUGAUUCCAAUCGAGGGAACAUUUGGAUACUUGGCGCCAGAGUACUUCAUGCAUGGAAUUGUAGAUGAGAAAAUCGAUGUUUUUGCAUUUGGAGUUCUUCUUCUUGAGAUCAUUACUGGCCGGAGACCAGUUGACUCAUCGAAGCAAAACCUUCUCUUAUGGGCAAAGCCACUAAUGGAAUCUGGUAACAUCACUGAGUUAGUUGAUCCAAAAUUGAAAAAUAAAUAUGACUCAGAUCAAAUUCGUAGGUUAGUACUCACUGCUUCCUACUGUAUAAGGCAAUCCUCGAUAUGGCGACCAUCGAUGAGUGAGGUAUUAGAACUACUAACAUAUGGUAAUGAUUCUAAGGAUGCAAGGAGUUGGAGGAUGCCAAAGCACAAAUCUGAGGAGAUAGAUGAUUACUCUAUGAUUUUUGGAUAUGACCUUCCAUCAGAUUUUAGUUUGGAGGAGAUGCAGUGAGCUCGAAGACCCAUUUCUCUUCUCUUUUCUCUGUUUAGUAGUUGUGCAGGCUUUUUGUGAUAAGAGGUAGAUAUGGUUAACUCAUUGUAGUCAACUUGUUGGUUUGCUUCCCUCUAGAGUUGCUUUGCCAUAGAAUGGAUAAUUUGCCCAUAAAAUUAUAUCCCAAUGCACUUUCAGUCACAUGAUAUGACAAGAAUCUUAAGACAUGAUUAUACGAUUGAAAUGCAUUAGGAAUGCGAGAUAGAGGUUUUCAAGAGAUUAUUUGUCUUCAAAUUUCUGUUCCUUGUCCCAAUGCACUUUCAACCGCAUGAUAUGACAGGAAUCUCAGAAUAAUAGAAUUUUAAGGCAUAAUCAUGCAAUUGGAGUGUAUUAGGGAUGAGAGGCAUGAAUUUUGGAAGCAGAACAUCCCAUACUCUAAUUUUAUAUAAUGGGAUUUUUAUUUUAUUAUUAUUAUUAUUAUUAUUCCUCUAUGUAUUUUGGAAGUGUUUCAUUAUUGAACUUUUGUGGACAAAA